GUCAAAUGCUAAAUCAAAAAAUAACAAUACAGAAAUGUGAAUAAAUAUAUUUUAUUUCGUUUAGUAUUUAAUAGCAAAUAUAUUACAUGCUAAUUUACUUGUAAUCGUAGUGCUCCUUACUCGUAUUAUACUUUGACAUGAUAUGAAAUAAUCCUAUCGAUGUAAUAGAGUUUUGGAGGCGUAUCGUGUCAGCAAUUAUUAAUUCCGUGUAAUUUCUUCUAAUAUACAAACAUGCAUGAGGCAUAUGAAGUAUCCCACCUUCUUAAUCUUACGGUCCAAAUAGAAGCUAUUGCAGCAUAUGAUGGCCACCUCAUACUGGGGACCAGGCAGGGCCACCUGAUGAUGUAUUCACUGUCAACCACCAAUGGGAAUCAGAAAUAUGAGCUACAACUCUUACAGUACUGUAAGAAUUUUAGCAAGAAACCUAUUCAGCAGAUUGAAGUGAUCCCAGGAGAUAACCUUCUAUUGUGUCUCACCGAUAACAUACUAACGACACAUGAUAUUAAAGGUGUGAAUUUCCCACUUCAGAAAACAUUUUCACAAACAAAAGGGGCAUCCCUUUUUGCUAUCGACAAUAAGUCUCAAACCUCCAUGACGGGUGAAUCAAAUUCCGUGGUCCGUCUCUGCGUCGCCGUGCGAAGGAAGCUGCAGUUGUUUUACGGAAAGAAUAAAGAAUUCAAACAGCAUUUGUUUGACUUCAAUAUUCCUGACGUGCCUAAGGUUUUGGCGUGGGGCCAGCAAUAUUUAUGUGUUGGGUUCAAAUCGGAAUAUACAUUGUAUGAUCUCUCAUCAGGGAACCCCAAAGAACUCUUCCCGACCAGCAGCUCUAGGUCUCUAGAGCCCACCAUAGCAAAGUAUUCUGAAACUUGCUUUCUGUUGGGUCGCGAUCUCACCUCAGUUUUAGUUGAAGAAGCUAAAGAGAUAGAAAUAAGGAAUACUGUUAAGUGGCAGUCAGCCCCUAUUGCCCUUGUGUGGGACGAGCCCUACCUCCUCGGGCUGAUGCAGGACGACAACGUGGUGGUGCAAACGGUGGAACCCGCCUUGUUCGUGCAAACACUCCCAGAACUUAAUAAAGCGAGACUGAUGUACAGAUGUAACCGAGGCCUGGUGUUUGCCGCCUCGGUAGGGCAAGUGUGGUGUCUAAGUUCCGUGGACAUCAAUAAACAAAUACAGCAGCUGCUCAAAGACAAACAGUUCCAAAUCGCCAUCAACUUGACGAGUUUGAACGACUGCCCGGAGGAAGAUAAGCGUCAAAAGAUACAUUCCAUCCAAAUGCUCUACGCUCUAGAGCUUUUCGACAACAAGAAAUACGCUCAGGCUAUGAACGAAUUCGGUAAACUGAACACCGAUCCCGCUGACGUCAUAAAGUUAUUCCCAGAGCUAGACAAUAAACCGGGUUCUAGCGGGAAAAAUGGGAAACUAAAAGGGGAAGACUUGGAAAAUGCAUUGAACGCUUUAGUAAAGUACUUGUUGGAGUUGAGGUCGAGGAAGAGUAGCGCGAGCGAAGCGAGUGGUUCGCAAGAUGAGGCGGGACAAAGGAAUGUGCAACAGCAGCUGGAACUCAUUGAUAUAACGCUGCUGAAGUGUUAUUUGCAGAUCAACGACGCCCUAAUCGCGCCACUCCUACGCUUGAACAACUGCCGACUAGACGAAGCCGAAAAGAUCCUGUCAGCGCACGGGAAAUACACGGAUCUUGUAAUCUUGUACCAAACUAAAGGGCAGCAUCUGAAGGCUCUGCAGUUAUUGAAAGAGCAGGCUAAACAGCCGGACUCUAAUCUCAAGGGGUACAAUAUGACCAAGAAGUGCUUGCAGCAACUAGGUGCCGAACACAUAAACCUCAUCUUCGAAUUCUCCGAUUGGAUAAUUCGGGACCACCCAGAAGAAGGCUUAAAGAUAUUCAUCGAAGACAAAAUCGAAGUCGAAAAUCUACCGCGACCGAAAGUUCUAGAUUUCCUACUACGAGAACACAAAUCUCUAGUCGUACCUUAUUUAGAACAUGUUAUACACACAUGGAAUGAUACUAAUAAUCUAUUCCACGAUGCUUUGAUUAAUAUGUACAGAGAAAAAAUUACGGAUAAAAAGGCUAAUAUUACUGAGGAGGAGCUCCAGCAUACGAAGUCGAAAUUGUUGGCUUUCCUGGAGAAAUCUUCGCAUUAUACGCCGGAGAGAGUAAUAUUGCAUUUCCCGGCCGACAGUUUGUUCGAGGAGAGGGCAAUCAUUUUGGAGAAGUUGGGCAGACAUGAACAGGCGCUAGCUAUUUAUGUACAGAUUUUAGGUGACGUCGAUCGAGCCAUACAGUACUGCGAGAAAACAUGCGAUAGAUCCAAUGAAAAGAGCCGCGACAUAUACAUAAUGCUACUCCGAAUACUCAUGAACCCUCAACAGAGCAGCGCGCUCACAGGCCCCCUGGCCAACAUACCCAGACACCCGAAAACGUCGGAGCCUGACCUGGAGACAGCUCUUAGUAUACUGGAGAAGCACGCAGACAAGAUAUCUCCAGUCAAGGCCCUGUCCGUGCUGCCCGAUUCAGUGCCGCUGGCCAGGUUGAAGCACUUCCUAGAGAGCGCACUAGACAACCAGCUGACGCUCAAGCGGAGGACGCAAGUGCUCAAGGGAUUGCUGUAUGCGGAACAUUUACAGGUACAAGAGGUGAAACAGUACCACGAGUCAAAGAGCGUAGUAAUCAACGAUUACAACGUGUGCCCCGUGUGCAAGAAGCGCUUCGGCAACCAGAGCGCCUUCGUGCGGUACCCUAACGGUGACAUCGUGCACUAUUCAUGUAGGCUAGACAAGUGA
Molecule: messenger RNA, 2796 nt
Organism: Cydia amplana
Lineage: Eukaryota; Metazoa; Arthropoda; Insecta; Lepidoptera; Tortricidae
Gene: Vps39
Product: vam6/Vps39-like protein
Exons: 13
Coding region: 232-2796 (854 amino acids)
Biological process (GO): vesicle-mediated transport; endosomal vesicle fusion; intracellular protein transport
Cellular component (GO): cytoplasm; membrane
Molecular function (GO): protein binding
Source: RefSeq, a predicted model, not a curated record